This is a messenger RNA of Chroicocephalus ridibundus (black-headed gull), 4439 nucleotides long. RefSeq names its product PARN like ribonuclease domain containing exonuclease 1 (gene PNLDC1). The record is from RefSeq and is a predicted model, not a curated record. The transcript has 19 exons. Bases 60 to 1655 code for a protein of 531 amino acids. Gene Ontology annotation, molecular function: poly(A)-specific ribonuclease activity; RNA binding. Lineage: Eukaryota; Metazoa; Chordata; Aves; Charadriiformes; Laridae. Gene Ontology annotation, biological process: nuclear-transcribed mRNA poly(A) tail shortening. Gene Ontology annotation, cellular component: endoplasmic reticulum; cytoplasm.
GAGGUCCGGCCGGAGCAGCGCAGGCGCGGCGGGCCGGGGGCAGCGCGGUGCCGGCCGCCAUGGAGGUGGGGGCGGCGGGCUUCGAGCGGCGCCUGCCGCGCCUGCGGGGCCGCGUCCGCCGCGCCGCCUUCCUGGCCCUCGAUAUGGAGUUUACUGGCUUACAUUCCAUUUCCCCACAAAAUAACCAGCCCAGCCUGUUCGAUUCCCCAGCGGAGCGGUACCUGAAGGCCAGGCAGAGCGUCCAGCGCUUCACUGUUACGCAGCUCGGGCUGGCAGUAUUUUCAAACGAAAAUUCAAACAAGUAUGUGGUGCAUUCGUACAACUUUUUUCUCUUUCCCUCAACGUUGGGACUUACGGAUGUUGAAUUCACCCUCUCUGCAUCUAGCAUUCAGUUCCUGUCUCAUUAUGGCUUUGACUAUAGUAAGUUCCUCAAAGAUGGAAUCCCGUACAUGAAUGAGGUACAGGAGAAGAUCCUUAGCCAGCAUCUCUUAGCGGGUAGCUCAAAAGUUAGCAGUGCCCUGGACAGGGAUGUGCUGAAGAAGGCUAUUGAUGAAGUGACCUGUUGGAUAGUAGCAGCAGAGGAAGAGGAGACUAUGAUUCUGCAGGACCUGAAUGGCUAUCAGAUGUUUGAAGUUCAACUGGUUCUGAGAAAGGCCCUCCAAAAUGUUUGGACACAGCCUCUGGGAGACAAGAAGGUAAUGGUGAGGAAAGUGAGUCCACAGCAUCGUCAGCUUCUGGAGAACUCUCCUUAUGACUACUGCCGGAAGGAGCUCAUUCUCCUGUCUGCCCGGGGUUUCACCAACCUCUUCCAGACACUUGUUAAAGCCAAGAAGCCCCUGGUGGGACACAACAUGCUUAUGGACCUUAUGCAUCUUCACGACAAGUUCUACAAGCCCCUUCCAGAAAGCUAUGAGGAGUUUAAAAGGAACAUUCACAACCUGUUUCCUGUCCUCAUAGACACCAAGACUGUAACAAAAUCCAUCUGGAAGAAAUGUCCACUUCCUCGAGUAGUUAAUCUUUUGGAGGUGUAUGAGGUUUUGUGCAGCAACCUAAAUCCCAAAGAUUCAACGUGCCCAGUGAUAGCUCUUGCAAGUGACUGCUCAAGAUAUGCCGAGAAGAAAUCUCCUCACGAGGCAGGCUAUGAUGCAUUUCUCUGUGGUUCAGUUCUUCUGAAGUCAGCUCAUUUGCUACUGUGCAGAUCCACAGAUGAUGCAGUGGAGGCCGAUCCUUCUUUCUCUCAGUAUCUCACCGUGUUAGCCGAGUAUCUGAACAAAGUGAAUUUCAUCCGAGGUGGUGUUUCAAGCAUUAAUUUUUCUGGGAAAGACACUCCAUGCGAAUAUCCCCCUGCCUUGGUUGUCCAUGUCCGAGGCUGGCCAGGGCUGAAUGAAAGGCAGAUUUACGAAGAGUUUAAACCGCUUUGUCUCUUUGAUGUCAGACGGCUUUCAAAGAACCAGUUCAUUAUGCUCUCCAACAAAUUUAAGCACGUCAGGCUGGUCCUGCGAGAUUAUAAGCAUCACCCUCAUCUGCGGGUUUCCGUCUAUCGCCACUGGAGGCACUCUCCACGAGUGAACUGCCUGCUGCAAGUCUCUGGUAUUGUGGCACUGUGGUCUCUCCUGGCCUUUGUGCUCGGAGGAGCUCCUUGCUGUUCGUUGUAAAGGACUGCCUUACAGAAGAGAGUGAGGAAUGUGGAUCUUACUUUUUGUGUUUGUCUAUGUUUUGUUUUGUUUCAUUUCAUUCAAUAAACUAUGAGGGGGGAAAAAAAGCUAUGAAUAAUGUUUUUAACUGCUUUUUUGGAAAUGUGUUUUUAAAGAGGAUGCAUUGGUUUCCAGUUUGUGGUAUUUUGUCAUCCAUUCAAAGCAUGCACCCCUGCUGAAGAGGGGAGGGAUGCCUAAUUUACUUUGAUCCUCUGUUAGUUCUUCACAGCUGUUCGUAACCCCAGGUUGUUCCCAGUGCUUGUGCUGCUGCAUAAAACACGUUUCUGAUGCAGUUUGUGAAGUUAUGAAAUGAAAGGGGCUAUUUUUAGCUUCAGUUGUAAAGCAGGGGAAAUGUCACUGUUUACCAGAUGAAAAUGGGCAGAGUUGAUGGAGAAACCGCUCUUGGGGCUCGUGGAGGAUUCUGGGGAAUAGUAAAUAAUUUGCAGUGCUGCCAAUGUCGUGCAGUGGUAGUUUCAGUGGCAGUGGAGCUUGAGGAUAGACACGGGUAAGUGGAAUUUACCAGCUUCCAGUUUGUAGAAUACAGACAGGUCAGGUGAGUUGGCACGCAUUUCUAGUUGCCCGCAGUGCACAGCAUGUGCGUGGUCCUUUAUCCAAAAAUAUCAUGGGAUGUUGGUCAGUUUCUCUGAUACAGUUGGAGUAUUUGUCAGUCCACGGACUCAGGUCUUCAGAAACUUUUCUGUUGAAUUUCCUUCUCUUCUUAAAAAACAACCUGCUGAUCCAUGAUUUCCAAAUAAUGGUCCCUGGAUUUCAUCGGUGAGACCUAAUUGGGUGGGGAACAUGGUCAUCUAAUAUGCAGAAUCUGCCUUUAAUUGGCUCUAAAACGGGAGUUGCUGCAGAGGCCCUUAAAUUAGCAGCAGGGCAUUGCAGCGUGCCUGAAGAUCACGUGCUCUCUGCUGCUCAUGGUUUGCUGAUCUUUAGGAGAAAAAGGCAGCGUAUCUUCAGAUGUGGUUCUCGAGUUCUGCACAGCCUGUGGUUUACAGCUCUUACUUUGUAAGCUAGCUCCUCGUGAAGCAAGUAAAUGACUGAUUACCUUUUAAUUUUUUUUUUUCUGGUAAUCUCUUCAGUGAUGGGGUUUCUUUGUUGCAGCGUAAGUAUCUUCCUGUUUAUUCUGUAAUAUUUUUUUUUUGUGUCUUUUAGCAUCAGGAGAGACACCCACUGUGUCAAGGAGAGCACAGGCUCUGUGUGUUGGGAAAACUUUCACUGGGUGUUAUGUGCAGCAGCAUGCAUUUUCCCAUAAAAACACUCUUGGCUUAUGAUCUGGAAAACGUAAUACCCUUGUUCUCUGGAACCUGUAUUCAGCUAGCUACUUAAAUGUGGGGAGAUGCAGCCUCACUUGCAUCUAAUCUUUACAGUCCGGGGAUCAUGAAGAUAUAGAUGCUGUUACCUUUGAGAAGCACAGCGGUUUUUAAGGGAGCAUGCACUUUGAAGGAACAAAGAAAUUGUCUGUUCUGCCUUUAAAUUUUGCUCCCUUCCUCCCGUUUUCUUCUCCACAUGGCAAAUAGACAAAUAACUAAUUACUUCCCUGCAGUACGAUCUUCUGUCUUGGCUCACCCUCUAGAGAAACACACUUCCCCAUGGAAGAAGGCAGAGAUCCUUUCGACCCUUUUUGAGGAAUAGCCCACGGGUCUGACUGUGCCUUCUCCCUUUCCAAGGGACAGGCAUACCUCGUGUAGCAACAUGGUGUAGCAAAUCAAAGAGACUUGGCUUUCCUGCAUUAGGGAUUAUAAAUAGCAGUUGCUGUAGAUCUACUAGAUAUUCCUACUAUAAAUCAGUUACAUUUACACGCAGAGUAAAUACAUGAAGAAGAAAUCAGAGCAGUCUCUGUAUAUUCUGAUCUCCCUCUUAAGGGAUAAUUUUACAGAAGCAAGUUGCCUGCCUGUAAUAACCUAGGGUCACUUGCUGCUCAGAGCCUUUUAAAACCAUCAAUCAGAUGUACUAGCAGUCAGUUCCCAUGAAAUGGGUUAGCUGGGGGCCAGUCUAACAAAUCGGAGCAGCAACUUUUAGCUGUGGGAACAGAGGUACAAGUUUUUCUGAGCGGCAGUGGAUCAAGACAAAAUCUCCCUGAGCAUGGUGGUCUGGCCGUUCCGACCUCAGCCGUUGCUUUUGCUCCAGACUCGGGAAUUGUUAUUCAUUGAAGUGGGAAGUUCAAGUUAUGCCCGUCCUGUGUGUCUUCUUGCAAGGAGUGGGGGGCACACCUUUUGAUUCUUGCGAGGCCAAUUCAAGGCGACGGAACCUGCCUCGUAACUCUGGCGCUGAAGAGGUGCGUGUCAAAGUUGCCGAGUGGCUGGGCGGGCUGGCAGCUCAGAAAAUCAAGCCUGUCUCCUGAAGACGGUGAUAAAACCACAGCGAAGUCCUUGGGAGCAGUUACAGCACACCUGCUUCUCAGCGCUAUGAGAAACUUGUACUUCAGCUGUAAGGCUUGAAAGGAUAAUUCCAGCCCUCAAAGGAACAAGACGUUAGAAUUUAAGUUCUGAAGGUGUGCGUUAAAAAUAUAUAACCCUGUAAAUGGAGCACUGCAGAUCAGAAUAUAUCUGUUUCCAAGAAAAACUUGAUUUUUGAUACGUUGACUUUUUUUUUUUUUUUUACACUCUCGAGAUUAAAUAUGUGUUUUUUGAGAUAAGAUCUCUACUCUCGUCUCUACCCUCGUGGGAAGCCUCUCAGGGCACCUCCUGUUGCUGAACACAGAGUGGAAGCCUUGCAGUGGAGGAGCUCAGCGUUGUCUCA